AUGAAGACCGUGAUCGUGUUCGCUUUGUUCUCCCUGAUCGCCAUCGUGGCAGCCGCUCCCAAUAACGCCAAUAUUCUCCGAUAUGACAACGUCCAGGAUGAAAGUAGCUACAAGUUUGGGUUCGAGUCGGACGAUCAAAUCACUCGCGAUGAGGAGGGUCAGUUGAAGACCGAAGAGGAAGGUUUGAGCGUACGAGGCAGCUACAAGUACGUCGCCGAUGAUGGCGUCACGUACGAGGUGCAGUACAUCGCCGACAGCCAGGGCUUCCAGCCUGUGGGAGACCACAUCCCGCAGGAGUACGUCCCGAACGUGCCCAGCCUAUAA
This is a messenger RNA of Anopheles coustani, 324 nucleotides long. RefSeq names its product larval cuticle protein 65Ag1-like. Lineage: Eukaryota; Metazoa; Arthropoda; Insecta; Diptera; Culicidae. The record is from RefSeq and is a predicted model, not a curated record. Gene Ontology annotation, cellular component: chitin-based extracellular matrix. The transcript has 2 exons. The coding region runs from base 1 to 324 and encodes 107 amino acids. Gene Ontology annotation, molecular function: structural constituent of chitin-based larval cuticle.